AUGGGUUGUGGUGCAAGUGUGAUCGAAAUUGAAAACAUAAAUGACGAUCCAUACUAUCAGGACAAACUAAUCAAUGAUAAGAUAAACCAUCAACUUAAUCUUGCUAAAACUAAUCCGAAAUCUACAAUUAAACUUCUUCUUCUUGGUGCAGGAGAAUCCGGAAAGUCCACAGUUGUUAAGCAAAUGAGGUUGCUUCAUAAAGGCGGAUUCACUCAACAGGAACGGAGACAAUAUGCUAAUAUAAUUUGGAGUGAUAUUAUCCAAUCCAUGAAAACAUUAAUUAUUCAAGCAAGAAAAUUGAGAAUCUCUUUGGAUUGUGAUGUUCAAGGAAGUCCCUUAAUAUCGUCGAAACAAAUAGUACUUAGAAGUGAAGGUUUGGAACAGAUUGAUACUAGUGCUGCUGGUGGGACGACUUUUAUUAAUGAUUACUUGUUGAAAUAUAGUGAGCAGAAGAAAAGUAAACGAAGGAUGAGAAGUACUGGUGUCACUAAAGGCGCUCUGUUUUGGGACGCUGAUGCACAAGAUGACGAAGAGCAAGAUGGUAUCGAGGAGGAAGAUCUAGUAGAAUACUACCAAGUUCGUCAGUCAAAACAAAGUUAUACAAGAAAAGAAAUUGCUGAAGCAAUUCAUAACUUGUGGAAAAAGGAUAGCGGGAUAAGACGAUGUUUUGAGCGCUGUAAUGAAUUUCAAUUCGAGUCAAGUGCUGGAUACUAUUUCGAUAAUGUUUUCAAUUUCGCUGAUCCUAAUUACUUGUGUAAUGAUACAGAUAUUCUCAAAGGAAGAAUCAAGACUACUGGGAUUUCUGAGAACAAUUUUACCAUCAACAACCAUCAAUUUAAAGUGUAUGAUGCCGGGGGACAAAGAUCAGAAAGAAAGAAAUGGAUACACUGUUUUGAAGGUAUAACUGCUGUAUUGUUUGUGUUAGCAAUAUCCGAAUAUGAUCAAAUGUUAUUUGAAGAUGAAAGAGUUAAUCGAAUGCACGAAUCAAUUGUUCUAUUUGACUCCAUUUGUAAUUCUAAAUGGUUUUACAACACUCCAUGCAUACUUUUCUUGAAUAAGAUUGAUAUAUUUGAAAAGAAAAUCAAGAGAAAUCCACUCAAGAAGUACUUUCCUGAUUAUAGUGGCGACCCCAGUGAUUUUGAAGAAGCAAUGAAGUUUUUUGAAACAAAUUUCCUCUUGAUGAAUAGAACAAAUAAACCGAUAUAUAUUCAUAGAACUUGUGCUACUGAUACGACGUCCAUGAAAUUCGUCCUCUCGGCUGUAACUGAUAUGAUUGUCCAACAAAACUUGAAAAAGAGUGGAGUAAUGUAAAUAUAGUUUAUGCUUUUAACUUGUUUAACUUAAUUAAUAUAUAUAUUUUUUCAGUAUAUGUAUAAAAGAAAAGAAAAUUCCUGUUUUAUAAAGAACAAAGUUCACUCUUAACUGUAUAGGUGUAGUUGGUUGGAUAUGUGCAUAUUUUGGGUGGAAAGGUCUGGUGAAUUGAACAGUAUUCUCUUAAAAUGCAAUUUCGUAAAUAUCAUCUAUUUACAAGAUUACCAUCUCAUCAUAGCCAUUUCAUUUCUGUUUCUACCGUAAUCCAUUAAGGCUUCGAUUUGACCAGUACCAGAAACAACAAUAUCAUUGUCCCAAACCUUGGCUUGACCCCAGGCCUUGAUGUCCUUGGUGGUGAUGGCAUCAAUCUUUUGGAAAGCAUCAGCAAGGGAGUUUCUGUGUCCAACUAAUAAUAACUUGGAACCAAGGUCGUUAGCAACAGCAGUAGUGCUGUUUAAUUCCCCAGCUAAAGCAACCUUAACUUGAGCCUUGGCACGAGCAACUUCGGCAUCGGAGAUAGAAAUAGAUAAUCUGUUCCAUUCCUUCAAGGCAAAGUGGACAAAUUCAUCAACCCUGGUAAUAUUGGAGAUUUCAGAAGAGAAACCCCAAAGACCAGCAUCAGAAUAUGAGGUGGAGAAGUGGGUGUACUUGUCAACAAUAUCGUAUUCUUGAACAAUGGUGGCCAACUUUGGAGAAGUGUAGUGGGCAAGGGUAGUGUUCUUGUCAAAAGAUCCAAAUACUGCAGCAGCAACCUUGGCAAGGUAGUAACCUGGAGAGUUUAAUCCUUCACCGUUAACAGCAAUGGAAACAUAAGCCUUUGGUAAGGUGUCAUCUCUCAUUCUAACUUCAGAACCCAAGAAGGUGGCUGGCUUAACUUGUGGCUUUAAUCCAGCUUCAACCUUUAAUGAGCUUUCAAUGGCAUCAACAAGGGCAUCAUGGUCAACCUUACCAGAAGCGGCAAUAACAGUGUUGGAACCAUUGAUUUGUCUUUGUAAAUGACGGGUAACAUCGUCUAAUUCCAAUCCAGAAAUAGAUUCAGUGGUACCUAAAGUUGGUAAACCUAAAGAGUAACCUUGGAAGGCAGAAGCAUCCAAGUGAGAUAAGAUCUUGGCUUGUGGAGUAGAUUCAACGGCAGCAGCUUCAGCAAUUAAAGCAUUCUUAACACUUUGGAAGUCAGCCUUGGCAGCAACUUCAGAAGCAUUGGAAAUGAUACUGGCAACUAACUUACCAGCAGCAUUAACGUUAUCAUUGGUGGUUUGGGCAACAAUACCGUUGACUUCCUUAGAGUUGGAAGAACCCAACAAGAUUCCGUCUUGUAAUUGACCAGCUAAAAGGUUGGUGGCCAAUGCGGAAACACCGUUGUUGUAUGGGUGUUCUGAUCUAGAACCAGCACCAAAGUAAACACCAACAGUAGAACUGGAGGCAGCUGGGUUAGCUUCAGUUGCAACAGUAACUCCGUUAGAUAAGGUGGUAAACUUGGAGACAGCACUGGAAAGUAAACGACGGGUAGUCAUCACUUUUAAUGAUGAACGAACAGCAGAUCCACGAAUCAUUGCUUACUGUAGUCGGUUAUGUAUGUAUAUUUAAAGUAAAACUAAGAAAGUGUAUACAUCCG
Spathaspora passalidarum NRRL Y-27907 is the source of this 2926-nucleotide messenger RNA. RefSeq names its product guanine nucleotide-binding protein subunit alpha (gene CAG1). Gene Ontology annotation, biological process: G protein-coupled receptor signaling pathway. Gene Ontology annotation, cellular component: heterotrimeric G-protein complex. The record is from RefSeq and is a predicted model, not a curated record. NCBI's taxonomy places the organism in Eukaryota, Fungi, Ascomycota, Pichiomycetes, Serinales, Debaryomycetaceae. The transcript has a single exon. The coding region runs from base 1 to 1311 and encodes 436 amino acids. Gene Ontology annotation, molecular function: GTP binding; GTPase activity; G protein-coupled receptor binding.